UUGGCGCUCAUCUACUUCUUCACCACAAUUCUCAUAUUCUCCGGUCUUUACGCCUAUUCUUGGAGUAUACAAGCGGUCGGAAUCUUGGCUAUAAUGCACUUGAUAGCAAUACCCGCCGCCUAUUUCGGCAUCCGUUACGACAAACGACUACUCGUUUUGUUAAGUAUACUGUUGUCGUCCAUUUGGCUCAUACUUAUCAUCGUAUAUGUGAUCCUCUUUAUCACCAGUAGUGGAGUGAAGACUGAGUUCAACAACAGAUCUCUGCAUCACUUGGUUUUGACGGCUUAUUCAAUGAUAAACUUGGCGUUCAUUGUGUUGUUGUCCAUCAAUAUCAUCAAUGAGACCAAAGCUGAUGCCACUAAACAGAGCCCGAAAGCGGCACAACAACCACCGCCCGGUGCGCCGCCCUCUCCCCCAGCGGUCAUCAUUAAACCAAAGCCAGUGACAGUUCCCACACAACCCAAGAAGUAAUAAUUAUAAGUUUGAUUACAAAAUCGCAC
This is a messenger RNA of Medioppia subpectinata, 500 nucleotides long. NCBI's taxonomy places the organism in Eukaryota, Metazoa, Arthropoda, Arachnida, Sarcoptiformes, Oppiidae. The record is from the annotation of a GenBank genome assembly.